AUGACCAAGGAAAAUUCUGAAAAGCCGGUAACCCGGGCUGAUUACCCUGAUGAUGGAGAAUGUGAUUGCGACGAUGAUGAUUGUGAAGGGUGCUUUUGGCCCUGCGAAACAUGCUCGUCAAACAAAUGUGGACACGAAUGCCGGACCAAUCGAAAUUGGAAACGCUAUGAGGUAUGGAUAAGACAAGGAAGAAGUAACAAUUAA
This is a messenger RNA of Macrosiphum euphorbiae (potato aphid), 204 nucleotides long. The record is from the annotation of a GenBank genome assembly. Lineage: Eukaryota; Metazoa; Arthropoda; Insecta; Hemiptera; Aphididae.